This is a messenger RNA of Phlebotomus argentipes, 2493 nucleotides long. RefSeq names its product fatty-acid amide hydrolase 2-A. The transcript has 5 exons. The record is from RefSeq and is a predicted model, not a curated record. NCBI's taxonomy places the organism in Eukaryota, Metazoa, Arthropoda, Insecta, Diptera, Psychodidae. The coding region runs from base 666 to 2399 and encodes 577 amino acids.
CAAAGGUUUUUUUUUCUUCUAAUUUCUCACUCUUCUAGUAAACAGCUUUUGUCCAAGGAUUUUGUGUUGACAUCAUAAGAAAACUGAAUGAUAAAAUACAGAUUUCUGCUAAAUUUCUUAUAGUUAAGCUCAUAAGAAUAGCCUUCGGAAUUGAGGAAGUUUUUCCCUCCAAAUCCACACUGUGUAGAGCUUCUUCUCUUUGCUGCCCAUUUCUAGCAGUGUAGUUGCUUCUCUCAGUCCACUAUAACCGUCCCAUUUUCCCCUCUAGGCUCAAAAGCAUCGACAAAAGGUCGAUAAAACUCGCAAUGUUGCGCGAGACAGCAUCAAAAGCAAGCAUGCUCGUGAGUAGCAUGACUGAAUGCGACUCAAUAUCAGCUGCUUUGACUUUCCACCGCCGAAUUCAGCCGACGAACACAAUUCCCAACACAGUGAUGUGGUUCCCCUCGUUCGACGCCCAUCAUUUCUCACUGUGCUCCGCUGUAGUGUAACCAUUUUAUGGAUUUUCUACAUUGAUUCCACCUCUUGGUAGCAUCGUCUCCAUGUCUCACCAUCCAUCAACCGUUUCCCAACUCUGAGUGCCAAAUAACCACUAUAGAGGGAGCAAAAGUCAUCGGUUUAUCGACGACUAAACACCAAAAUAAGAAGGCCAACAUUUGCUGGUGUGAAUGAUAAAUCCACUGAAAGCAUUGAUGAAAUUGAGAGCCAAGCUGAAGAACAGACUCAGGAAGCUUUCUAAAUUUUUCAGUUCAUCUCCUCAUUUUCCCUCCUUCUUCCUUCCCACAUUCGCCAAUAUGACGACAAUCGGCGAGGAUGCGCCACACAAGGCGACCUCGAUCCUGAAAGUCUCCGGGAAUCUCAUGCAUCGCUUCGUGGUGAUCCUCGUGCGCACCGUGAUGAGAUUCCUGUUCGGAACGAAAGGUGGCGCCAUGCCGCCGAUUAAGGACUUGAAUUUGCUGGAAUCGGCAACGUCCUUGGCGCGCAAAAUCCGCACGGGCAAAGUGAAGAGUGUCGACGUCGUGCAGUCCUUCAUUGAUCGAAUCAACGAAAUCAAUCCCGUCCUCAAUUGUGUCGUCGAUCGACGCUUUGAGGACGCACUGAGAGACGCUGCAGCGGCGGACAAGUUGAUAGCGUCCGGAGAGUAUUCGCAAAGUGAAUUGGAGCGAAUCAAGCCCUUCCUGGGCGUCCCAAUCACCACCAAGGACUGCAUCAGUGUCAAGGGAAUGCUCAACACAGCCGGAAUCGUGGCGAGACGCAACACGAGAGCCGAAGAGGACUCAGAAGCCAUCCAGAGGAUGCGAGACGCCGGCGCCAUUCCGCUCGCCAUCACAAACACCAGCGAAUGCUGCAUGUGGUGGGAAAGUUACAACAAUAAUCACGGCAAGAGCUGCAAUCCAUACGACACCAAUCGCACUGUGGGCGGAAGCAGUGGUGGCGAAGGAUGUCUUCUGUCUUCAGGCGGUUCUCCAUUCGGAAUCGGUUCAGACAUCGGCGGCUCCAUCCGAAUGCCGUCCUUCUUCAACGGCAUCUUCGGCCACAAGCCAUCGAAGUUCAUCGUGUCGCUGAAGGGUCACUAUCCCAUCCCCAAAGACCACAAUCUCAAGUCCUUCCUCGGCGUCGGACCCAUGUCACGCUACGCCACAGACUUGCUGCCCAUGCUCAAGAUUCUCGCCGGCGAGAAUGCGUCCAAGAUGCGCCUGGACGAGCCUGUGGAUCUCACGCGCGUGAAGAUCUUCUACCAGACCGACGACGGUGGCGGACACCUCGUCACACCCGUCGACCCAGACAUCAAAGCCGCCAUCCAGAAGGUCGCCACGCACUUCCAAUCCACGCUCAAGGCGAAAGUGCAGAAGGUGCGCUUCGACAAGCUGCGAAAGUCCGCGCCCAUCUGGUUUGCCAACAUGAAGGCCAAGGACGCGCCGGGCUUCGACCAGGAAAUCACCGGCUACACAGGGAAGAUCAGUCCGCCAGUGGAGCUGGUGCGCUGGAUGCUGGGACGCUCAAAUCACACCCUCAUCGGCAUCAUGACGGCCCUGUUUGAGAACUUCGGCGUGAAGUACGGCGACCCGAAGCAGAAACAUCUCGUGCAGCAGAAGGAGAAGCUCUUCGCGGAGAUGCAGGACCUCCUGGGCGACGAUGGCGUCUUCAUCUACCCAGCGCAUCCCACGCCGGCGCCCUAUCACUAUGAGCCGCUCGUGCGGGCGCUCAACUUCUCCUACACGGGCGUCAUCAACGUCCUGGGCCUUCCGGCGACCGCGUGUCCGCUGGGCUUGGGCUCCGAGGGUCUGCCGAUUGGGCUGCAAGUGGUGUCGGCUGUGAAUCAGGACCGCCUGUCCUUGGCUGUGGCGUGCGAACUGGAGCGCGUGUUCGGCGGCUGGGUGGCCCCCGAAAUUCAGGCUUAACUUGGGUGUAUUUUACAUGAGAUUUUUGAGUAAAUCUGUUGAUAUUUUGUGAACUGAGCGCAGUUAAAUUUCACCUCCCAACUGCCGAAUGAUG